AUGGCGACAUUCAACAACUCUAGGCGGCGCUGGUGGGCCCGUUUAAGAAGACGCUGGAGACUGAAAGGUGUAUUUGAGAUUGAUGAAGGACACGAGUUCUACAGCCUCACGUGCAAAAUAAAAGAGGGACUUUCUGCUGCUCUGCAGUCCAGCAUAGACAAACCAGCACCAGAUGAACUAUCACCUGAUGACUUCACUAGAGAGGAGACAGAUAUCCAUGAGGGUUUUGAGAUGCGGACGUUUGCCGGGCCCGUGUUUGCCAACCUGCGCCAUUCCCUGGGCAUGACGGAGCAGGAGUACCAGGUCUCUCUGGCCUCAGCUGGGCCCUACCUGCAGUUCAUCAGCAACUCAAAGAGCAAGGCCGACUUCUUCCUCACAAAUGACAAGAGAUUCUUCCUUAAAACACAAAGUAAAAGAGAGGUAGAGUUUCUCUUGUCCAACUUGGGAGUGUACGUGGAUCAUCUGGAGAAAUAUCCUCAUUCUCUUUUGGUCAAAUUCCUGGGAGUUCAUCAGAUCAUUAUCCCUGGUGAUCUAAACAAAUACUUCAUCGUGAUGCAGAGCGUGUUCUAUCCUGAUGAGAGAAUUGAGGCCAGAUAUGACAUCAAAGGCUGUGAAGUGGGCAGAUGGACAAACCCCACCCCCAAGAGAAAGCAAGCAAUUGUAGUUUUGAAAGAUAUGAACUUUGAGGGACAGCACAUUACUCUUGGGGAGCAGUGUUCCUGGUUCAUGCAUCAGGUACAGCUUGACACAGAGUUUCUGCGCUCUCUGAACGUGUAAGAUUACAGUCUGCUGGUGGCCUAUCAGCAUCUACACCAGGACGAAGUUGACCAGAACCGUGACUUGGCUACUCUUGUUGUCCGAACAGCAAUGUCUGUGGCUCAAGAAUCACCAACACACGAAGGUCCUCCAACUGUUCCAGAAGCUGUAUCGGAGGAAGACCCUGCCUUGCCAGAGCCAGAUUUUUCCAAAAACACACCGGAGCACCAUGGAGAUGAAAGUCAUCUACACAAAAACUACAGAAAACAGUCCAUAGAAUUGCUAGAGAUCCAGGUCCAGAAUCGUAGAUUAUUGCCAGACUGCAAAAACCCAGUGCAUGUGAUUGAUGGCCCACAGUUGCGUUAUUUUGUGGGAAUUGUAGACAUUUUUACUGUGUAUGGAUUCAAGAAGAGAGUAGAAAACUUGUUGAAGAGGAUACGAUACCCCAGCAGGGCUUUUUCCACUGUCAGUCCACCGUCUUAUUCUCUCAGAUUCUACCAGUGGGUACAAGCUCACAUACAGUAA
Molecule: messenger RNA, 1281 nt
Organism: Chanos chanos (milkfish)
Lineage: Eukaryota; Metazoa; Chordata; Actinopteri; Gonorynchiformes; Chanidae
Product: phosphatidylinositol 4-phosphate 5-kinase-like protein 1
Exons: 9
Biological process (GO): phosphatidylinositol phosphate biosynthetic process
Cellular component (GO): plasma membrane
Molecular function (GO): 1-phosphatidylinositol-4-phosphate 5-kinase activity
Source: RefSeq, a predicted model, not a curated record